UAAAAAAUAUUGUCAUAUUCUGUAACAGAUGGUAUUGAUGGACAGAAACAUCUUUUCCUGGAACGAAUCGACCGUUGGCCAGAAUAUCGCCACACCUGUAAUUUCGUUUUCAUUGGGAUCUCAAGGAUUAGACACAUGCUCUUUGCAGCUGGAUCUCUCAAUCCCUGUAGCAUUUGGAUUAACAGAUGAACCCAGGCGUCAUCGCAGAGCCCUGGAUGGACGUGGAUUCGGUGGGACGCAGUUCUCAGAUAAUGGUACUGAUGUCGGAAGCGGAAUCAACAGCACCAUGACAUACCAUGCAUUCGACGUGCCGGCUGCAACGACUGUGGUUGUGAUGUAUCUGUCGUGGUGGGAUCACGCUGCCGCCUACAGGGUCUUCUUCCGUCACGGUGCGCUGCCAACAGAGGAGCUGUAUGACGACAUGGAGACGGUGAUGGAGGAGGAUGUUGUUCUGGCAUGGCAUCGGGAAACGGGCAGCUCACGAACCUGGAUUCCUAAUAUCGAGCGACGCCGGGGAAAGCUAUACGUUGGGAUCCAGACAAGAGGAUCUCAAACAUUUCUGCACAAUGCGCCUUCUGCUGAUGAUUACAAACUGCGGGCAUCAACUGUAAGUUGUAUGAGCUGGAAAUAUACAUCAGAGCAAUGGGACAACGACUGUGGGGUUAUUUUGGAUUUAUCCGAAAGUGCCAUGCGCUGUAAUUGCAGCUUUCCAAAGCCGGAAGCUGUGAUUGGUGGCAGCGUACAUUUUCCUCCAAACUCUAUUGAUUUCGACAAGAUCUUUGGAAAUCCCGAAAGCCUAACUGAAAAUGACAAGGUGUUUUACGUGGUUAUUGGCGAGUGGGCCCUCUACCUCCUGUUGAUGAUCAUCCUAAACGUGGACUUUCGGCGUCUUCGUGUGAGUAGCUCAUUUUUUUUGUCCUUCUAUUAUUAUCUUUAUCAAUUUCAUAUACAUAGACACCAAUUGCAAUGCGCAGGCACAAUCAUUAAAUGGUUAUGCUAG
Molecule: messenger RNA, 1000 nt
Organism: Branchiostoma floridae (Florida lancelet)
Lineage: Eukaryota; Metazoa; Chordata; Leptocardii; Amphioxiformes; Branchiostomatidae
Exons: 3
Coding region: 29-1000 (323 amino acids)
Source: RefSeq, a predicted model, not a curated record